This is a messenger RNA of Zonotrichia albicollis (white-throated sparrow), 4745 nucleotides long. The record is from RefSeq and is a predicted model, not a curated record. Lineage: Eukaryota; Metazoa; Chordata; Aves; Passeriformes; Passerellidae.
AGCUUUUUAUGGCAUGUAUUUUUCUCCAUUCAUGACAGUUGGUAUUGAUUCUGGCUUACCAUUAAUUAGCAUUCAUCAAAUGUAGGUUUCCUUAAUGGAGCUGGUGGAAACUUUGAUACUUAAUCCAUUACAUUUACUUUUCCAUUUCCAUUUACCUCACCUUGCCAGUUACAGUUGUCUCUUCUUGUUUUUUAGCCAGUCAUUCCCACCUCAGUUUGCUUGGUUGUCUCAUUCAUUGUUCCCACUUGAUUCACUUCUCUCUCCCCAUUCUAUUUUGCCCUUCUCUGUUUCACUGGCCAUUAAGUUGUUGUUCUUGUCACGUUCCUCUGUUCUUACUGAUUCCUAUGAUUCCUAGUCCCAGCUCUUCCCCUCUUUUCUUCCUUCAUGUUCCUCAUUCAGAGUCAUUCUUGAAAUUUCUUUCCUUGAGUUUCCUUUGAGGAUCCUUGCUCCAGCCAUUUUGACAUCACAGUUUCAGAGGACUUCCAGAUCGUUUUCUCUGUUUAGAUGCCUGCCGCCUUCCUCCUUGUUGCCGGGGCCUGAUACAGGACUACCUGUUCUUCCUUUUGCUUUCUCACUGAACUGCAUCUGGCAUGGGCUGUAAUAACUUGGAAGCAGGUGACUUGUUUUGGCAAAGAGUAUAGGCAGUCACAGAAACAAGAAGUUCUGGGAACCAAGCCCAGGGCAAACAAACUGGAGCAUUUUAGCACUGAGGAAUUUAUUUAACUUUUUGAAAGGAGUUGUCAUGUGUCUCUGAAACAGUGGGGAAAGAAAGGCAAGGGGAGAAGUAAAACUGGGCUGAAACAUGUUUGAGACUCCCCUGAAGAUGCUGCUGUUGCACUGGUUAAUGCUCCUGAUCUACUCAUAGGGUGGAUCAGGUGAUUGGCAUAGCACAAUGAUGUUAAAACUUGGAAUUUUUACUCUAUUUGAUUUAAGGAGUUAAACCAACUCAGAUUGAUUUUUUUCUGGACAAGCUAAAAUAUAAUGAUUGUGUUGUCUUUUUAAAAAAUAGUCAAAAACAUUGUGCACAGUGGUGCUAUGUGUGUGUUGAAAAGAGUUGUGUAUAUGAUACAAAUCGCCUUUAUUUCAGUUUUUAUAGAAAAUCUGUUCUCUUUUUCCAAAAGUUUCCUUCGCUGUACAGUGCUAAAAGAUGGUGCCUCUACUUAUUUUCUUUAGCCACCUCUGUAUUGUUUUCAAUGUGAGGAAAGUUUGAUUCUUAUUGUGUUAUGGUGUUACUGUGACCAUUUGCUUGUGUAAUGGUGCUGCUGACUUCCACUGUAGGUGCAGUCCUGUUUAGAAGUGAAUGUCCUUCUGCAGUGUUGUGUGCUGUGGCAGCUGUCACAGAAUUGGAGACAAUUCAGUUGCCAGUUUCACUUUUUGUCCACCCACUCGUAGUAUCUGGAAGAUCUUCAAAUUGAAUCAGUACACAGGCUCCUCAAACAAAAGCUGUGAAAACAAAUUGGGAAAUAAAAAGUGUUUUUGUUCCUUCAAAAUGUCAGGCAUUCAGAGAAAUAGUCUAAACUUACAUUGGAUAAUUUUUCUACUCUCAUCUAACUAUGCUGCUCUGUAUUGCUUUGUCUUCCUUUUAGUAUGUUAAUAUCUUGGAUUUUUUUUCUUUAUAUAACUGGGUUUUCCCCCCUCUGUAUAAUCAUAGAAAGCAGAUAUUUCAGGAGUAUGUUAGUCACAAUAAAAAUUAUCUUCAUCCUCUCUUGUUCAGAUUGGGUUUUGUGUUUGCAUAAUACACAUAUUUAGUUUUAGGCUAACAAAAAUGGAGUUUUGACAGUGGACUGCUAUGUAAGGCGUGAGCUGUACAGCAAUUCUGCCUGCUCUGUGUGGUUUAAAAACAGAGGCUCAAACCCUCAGCCACGGGUGUGGAUACUAUAUAUUGAGGAGUGAUGUGCCCAGAUUUCAUGUCAGAUGCUGUUGCCUUAUAUUCACUGCAUUCUUAACUCAUUAUUUGUGCACAGAGCAGUUUGAUCAGUGGUUAUAAACUUCAGCUGAGUUGCAAAUGUGUGCAAAUCAUUUACUAGAGUGGGCUUGUCCUUUUAAACUGCACUGGGCACAUAUGACAGUUUAUGAAAUGCUCCUUGUAUUAGCAGAAAUUCUCAGAUGCUAAAUCAGUUGCUCUGGGAAUAAUAGUUGUGCUACUUGAAUGUAAUUUUUUGGGCAGAUGUUAUCAGGAAGAAUUUGGAGUUUUUUUCUGAAAAAUAUUCUGUAAAAUAAAUACAGAGAUGGGCCCACGAUCACACAGGAAGUCUAUAGCUGAGCCUACCAAACUUUCUCUUAAUCCAUCCUUCCUGUUAGAGUUUUACAUUAUUCGUGUUCUAGAGAUUAUAUCAGCUGUGUGGGUAUAAAGAUGGAUUUCUCUUUCACUUUUCAGUUUGUAAGUCCUUAAUUUUCAAUGCUCAUUUUUGUUUAUAAACAGUAAGUAGUAAUUUCAUCAAGGUGUGAGGUUUUUCCUUUUGUUGUAGACUAUUGUUUUACACUGUUUUGUCCAGAGAACUCUGCAGGUCGCUUGUUUUUCAACAUUUUGUGAUGCUGUAAAGACACAUUUGCGAUUCAUUCCUUGUAGCAUCCUUAGGUGUUGAAAUACUGGAAAGAAAUUCACUUUUUAGUAACUUUUCCCAAAUAAGUAGCUUUUCAAGUGCAAACACAAUAAAAUGUUAAAGCUUGAUCUGUUUCUUUAACAAGAUACUUGUGUUUUGAGUCAGCUGUGUGUUUUAGAGGGGAGGGAUGGCCAGGGAGAUGCACCUUUUCUCCUAAUAACUUUUUAAUUGUUUUGUAGCAUUCCAGACUGUAGUUCUUGAUGGUUUGUGAGUGCUGUUGUGUGAGCACUGUAGCAGUACAGACAGAAGGUUCUGUAUUUUGCAGUGUUCAAAGAACAAAGAUGUCGGAAAUCCAGUGUGAAAUUGCUGCAAAAACAGAGAUGAUUAUACAAAGAGUAGUGCUGAAUUCACGGCCUGGUAAGAAUGGAGUGCCAGUGGCUGAAAACUUCCGACUGGAGCAAAGUACAAUAGCAGACACAGUCCAAGCGGGACAAGUGCGUGUUAAAACUCUCUAUCUCUCAGUGGACCCCUACAUGCGCUGCCGAAUGAAUGAGGACACGGGCUCAGAUUACCUGCGGCCCUGGCAGCUGUCUGAAGUUGCUGACGGUGGGGGCAUCGGGGUGGUGGAGGAGAGCCAGCACCAUAACCUUGCUAAAGGAGACUUUGUAACCUCCUUCACUUGGCCCUGGCAGACAGCAGCAAUUCUUGAUGGAGACUCGCUGCAAAAGCUGGAGCCACAGCUUGUAAAUGGACGCCUUUCCUACUUUCUGGGUGCCGCAGGCAUCACGGGACUGACGGCGCUGUUGGGAAUCAGGGAGAAGGGACAUGUGGCCGCGGGUGCAAAUCAGACCAUGGUGGUGAGCGGGGCGGCCGGGGCCUGCGGCUCUUUGGCCGGCCAGAUUGGCCGUCUGGAGGGCUGCUCUAGAGUCGUGGGGAUUGCUGGCACAGAUGAAAAGUGCUCCAUAUUGGUCCAAGAAAUGGGGUUUGAUGCUGCUAUCAAUUACAAGAAGGGGGAUGUGGCAAAACGGCUACGUGAACUCUGCCCAGGUGGUGUGGAUGUUUACUUUGACAAUGUUGGUGGUGACAUCAGUGAUACAGUUAUAAGUCAGAUGAAUCAGAACAGUCAUAUCAUCCUGUGUGGACAGAUUUCUCAGUAUAACAAAGAUGUCCCUUAUCCCCCUCCACUGCCUCCUGACACAGAAAAAAUACAGAAAGAAAGGAACAUCACAAGGGAAAGAUUCUUGGUGUUGAACUACAUGGACAAACAAGAAGCUAGUGUAUUACAACUCUGCCAGUGGAUCCAAGAGGGUAAACUGAAGGUCAGAGAGACUGUGGUAGAAGGCAUAGCAAGCAUGGGUGCUGCUUUCCAGUCCAUGAUGAACGGAGGCAAUAUUGGAAAACAGAUCGUCUCAAUUUCGAAGUGAAAGUCAUUGGUUCGAGAAAAAUAAUUGCAUUCGGUCUCUAACAGUGGGCAAGUUUUUACUUAUACUAAUUUCCAUUUCUUAAAUAAACCAUUAAGUUGUUCUGUAUGUACUGAAAGCAGAGAUUUUGGGAUGCUAAUAAAUUAAAUUGAACUGGAAACAGCAAUGCAAUAAUUGAUACUCAAAUUGAGUAAUAAGUUCUUGACGUGAUUUUGACAGUUGCCACCCACAGUUGCAAAUAUUUAAUGGGUGUGGUUUAAAAGAACAUUCUGUGUUGUCCCAAGCACAGGCUUAUCACCUGGUUGGUGUGUGACAGCACUUGACACACCAAGGUGAGGAAUUCCUAUUUCUUUAUUGUAUUCUGUACAAAGUAGGAAGUUGGGGGGCAACUCACCAAAGUCUGGCUCAUCACCUGUGGAGAGCCUUGUGGACAGUUGGUUAGCUGAGAGGUCACGUCGACAUAAUGCCGCUGGUUAAGCUUGAAGGGGACAAGUAUAGGAGUCAGUAGUCAGUGUCCAAUAACAGGCAAGGACAUUGUGCCCUUGGUGCAACAGCAGGAUAGGGGAGAACAUCUUUGGCAGAAAUAUGAAGAAAAGUUUCAAUAAAAUAUCCCCAAGAAUGCAGAAGCAGGCGUAGCUGGCUGAUAAGUACCUAACCAACAGUGAGCUCGCCUUUGCAAUAUGUAUGAGCCUCAUUAACCCCGACAUAAAGAUGUGUACCUAUCAAUAAAGUUUGAGAUUUGCUGAUCACUCAUAUUGCAUGCUGCAUUUCUCCAGCCGAU